This is a messenger RNA of Porites lobata, 2118 nucleotides long. Lineage: Eukaryota; Metazoa; Cnidaria; Anthozoa; Scleractinia; Poritidae. The record is from the annotation of a GenBank genome assembly.
AUGUUCACCCCUAAUGAUCUCGAGACAAAAAUGGGAAUGGGUUGGACUCAAGUUACUGGAUGGUCGUUUUAUUAUCACAUCAAACUGUAUUUAAAAAUAACAUUGUUAUGCAGGCUAAUCUGUAGACUGUUCAAAGUCCCCUGUUUUUCUAGUUUCCCUCGCAGCCGUCUUUGGCACGUCACGCAACGCUCCCAGGAUCAUUGCCCGAGGCUGCAAAAGUUCUUAAGAUCGUCGAGAUCGACCGCCAAGAUGGCCGCCCGUUCGGGUAAGCACUCGAUCCUGACGAUCUUACGAAAAAAUCGGGGAUUGUGGAUAGUCUAGCUAAUCUGAAAACAAGUGUCACUGUGCUACAAGACCACCUUGAUGUAUGCCUUUAAUAACAAGCUUACUUAUUUCUUGCCCAGUAAGAAAUGUACUCAAGUUUACAUUGUUGUCAUUCCUUCACAGACGCAGUGGAUUAAACACGCGAUGUUUAAUACACUCCCGGUGGGAGAAAAACGUUACAAGUGCAGGCAAUGCGGGGAGUGCUUCGGUAGGAUAGAAAACCUCGUGAGGCAUCGCAAAACACACAAAGACGAUAUUCAGCGAUUGCAGUGCAAGAAGUGUGAGAAAUGUUUCACCACAAAGGCUAAUUGCCAGCGACAUGAAGAAACGGUGCACUCUACAGAAAAGCCUUUUCAGUGCAAACAGUGCGGGAAGAGAUUUAAAAGGGCAGAUGUCUUGGCUAAGCAUUUUAAAAUCUCGCACAGUCAGUGCGGCAGGAGUUUUUCCAAUGCCGGAAUUCUUGCCUCGCACAAGCUAUUAAAAAGGGCUCAUAACUUGCUACAGCGUGUUGCAGCGAAAGCUAGACAGUACGAGCAAGUUCAUGCAGAAGAAAAACCUCACAAAUGUGAACAGUGCGGUAGGCAUUUUACUAAUGCGGGCAAUCUUGCGUUGCACAAGCUGAAGACACAUGGCUUGCCUCAGCGAUUCAAAUGCAACAAUUGCGGUAAGGGUUUUAAUAAUACAGCGAAUUUUCGACAGCAUAAGCAAAUUCAUGCAGAAGUAAAACGUCUCAAAUGUCAACAAUGCAGCAGGCGUUUUACUAAUGCCGGCAAUCUUGCCAUGCACUGUACGACUCAUCAAAGGAGUUUUAAGCGUAAGGAUGACCGUAAGGGCUUGAAUGGUGCAGAUAGUCUUAAAGGACAUAAACAAAUUCAUUCCCGAGAAAAACGUCCCAAAUGUGAACAGUGCGGCAGGCGUUUUACUAACGCAGGCAAUCUUGCCGUGCAUUCCAAGACUCAUCUAAAACGUGAACAACCACGUGCUUUAGGCAAUCGCGUCAACCGUAGCAAGACAGACGCCGCGCAAAAGCGAUAUCGGUGCUGGGAAUGCGGCAAAACCUUAACAAAAGGUAACUGGAAAAGGCAUAAGAGGACACACACAGGAGAGAAACCCUACCAAUGCAAAGUCUGUGGAAAAUACUUUGCUGAUUCAGGAAAUUGUACUCGACAUACUCUGAUACAUUCGAGCGAAAAGCCCUAUAAAGGCACAAAGACAAAUAGUGGUGUGUGUAAUGGCGAUGCCGGAAAUCAGAAGAACAACAUGAAUACAGAAGAACAUUCUCGUAAACUGCAAACACGUGAACAGCAUCGAAAGAAGAGUGCAGAAGACAGACACGUGUUGGUUCACACAGGUGAGAAGCCUUUUUCGUGCCGAAAGUGUGGAAAAGGUUUCCCCACGCGAAGUAGUCGUAACCGUCAUGAAAGAGAGGUCUCGCAUGCAAGUAAUAAGGCUCGGACGUCUCUUAAGGCAAAGCCACGUUCGAAAACUGGGGUACUACAGCCGAAAGAAGCAAAUCUGCAACGGAAUGAAAAACAUCUUGGUCUGAAAGGGCAAACGCACGAACAGGAUCGAAAGAAGGGCAAAGAGGACAAACUCAGAUGCAAACCGUGUGGCAAAUGUUCCACCUUGCGGGAAGACUUGAACAGACACAUGUUGGUUCACACACGAGGUGAGAAGACUUUUGCGUGCCAGUACUGUGGAAAAACUUUCCCCACGCGAGGUAAUUGUAACCGUCAUGAAAGAGAGGUCCCUCAUACAAGUAAUAAGGCUCGGACGUCUCUUAAGGCAAAGCCA